Messenger RNA from Bombyx mori (domestic silkworm), 14433 nucleotides. It is a transcript of the gene Titin1, whose product is annotated as kettin protein. The record is from RefSeq and is marked validated. NCBI's taxonomy places the organism in Eukaryota, Metazoa, Arthropoda, Insecta, Lepidoptera, Bombycidae.
AUGGAGAAGCAGUCGAGAUGGUCGGAGCAGCGCUCCGAACAACGUUCUGAGCAACGCGUUCAACAACACUCCGAACGACGCGAGCAAGUUGUGCAGCAACAGGAGAGGAUCCAACGCACGGAGCAACACUUUACAAGACAAAUGACGACACAAGUGGAGAGCUCCGGUGAUCGCCAGCCCAUCACUGCAGGUCGGCCUGGUGAACCCUCCCCGCCAAUAUUCGAGCAAAUAUUCAAAAAUGCUAGAUUUGCACAAGGUGGCAAUGCUAAGUUCGAAGGAAAGCUUAGAGGAAACCCUACACCCGUCGUAUCGUGGACGAGAAAGAAGGCGCCUCUUGUUGAAUGUAAUAAAUACAGCAUGCGUUACAACGAACAAACUGGCGACGUUUCGCUGCUUAUAAAACAAAUUGGACCUGGUGAUGAGGGCGAGUACACCUGUACAGCUCGUAAUCAGUAUGGUGAAGCUAUCUGCUCCGUAUACAUUCAACCUGAAGGUGUCCCGGUACCUGCUCAACAAGCUAGUCAGCAACAAAGCUACCGACAUGUUAGUGAAACAGUCGAGCACAAAGCCUACGGUACACAAGGAUACACAACAGAACAGUCACGACAAACACAGAAAGUAGCAUACACUAAUGGUACUGACCAUUCUUCAACGGACGACUUCAAAGUAGACACCUUUGAGUACAGACUUUUGAGAGAAGUAUCAUUUAGGGAAUCCAUCACGAAAAGAUACGUAGGAGAAAGCGAUGUUCAAAUUUCAACAGAAAUUGAUAGAUCUCUAGGACCUGUAUCUCCACCGAAAAUAGCUCAGAAACCGAGAAACUCUAAACUGCAAGAAGGAGCUGAUGCACAGUUCCAAGUACAAUUAUCGGGUAAUCCCAGACCGCGAGUUACUUGGUUCAAAAAUGGACAGCGCUUAAUCAACUCAAACAAGCACGAAAUCAUAACGACCCAUAAUCAUACGACGCUAAGGGUAAGAAAUACUCAAAAAUCAGACUCCGGCCAUUACACUUUACUGGCUGAAAAUCCCAACGGUUGCAUUGUAACCUCAGGAUAUCUUGCUGUUGAAUCUCCGACCGAAAGUUAUGUACAGGACCAAAGGUCACAAUACAUAACUGAUACUCAACAAAGAGAGACUGAAGAAAGAAUAGAAAUAAGUGAAAAAGCUCUUGCUCCGCAAUUUGUUAAGGUUUGCCAAGACCGUGAUGUAACGGAGGGUAAAAUGACGCGAUUCGAUUGCCGCGUCACAGGCAGACCUUACCCUGAAGUCACGUGGUUCAUUAACGAUAGACAAAUACGAGACGAUUAUAAUCAUAAGAUAUUAGUAAACGAAUCCGGUAAUCAUGCACUUAUGAUUACAAACGUCACUCUCAGUGAUAGUGGUGUGGUUACUUGUGUCGCACGUAAUAAGAGCGGCGAGACAGCUUUCCAGUGUCGACUGAAUGUUAUUGAAAAGGAACAAGUAGUAGCUCCUAAAUUCGUGGAGCGUUUCAGCACACUGAAUGUUAGAGAAGGCGAACCGGUUGUGUUGAAUGCCCGCGCUGUCGGCACACCAACGCCACGAAUCACAUGGCAGAAGGAUGGCGUUCCGAUAAUACCCAAUCCAGAAUUACGAAUUCAUACUGACGGUGGGGCCUCGACGCUAGAUAUACCGCGAGCCAAGGCGUCGGAUGCGGCAUGGUACCAAUGCACCGCUCAAAACGUCGCAGGUUCCACCGCCACUCGGGCCAGGCUCUAUGUCGAAGUUCCGAAAGAGCCUCCGCCCGAGCAGAAGCGUCUACACCUACCCCGGCCUACAAAAGUAAUCGAACCAGAGCCUGCUCCUGGACCAGAAAUUAUUUACUUAAGGCACGUGGAAAGGGCAAGACCGUAUAUUCCUCCCGGUGAGGAAGACCGCGUCUAUCCUCCGCCACAGUUUAUUGUGCCACUGAAGAGCGUCACGGCUAUGGAGGGUGGCAAAAUACACUUUGAGACGAGGAUAGAGCCGGUUGGCGACCCCACGAUGAAAAUUGAAUGGUUGAAAAAUGGACAGAGUAUUGAAGCAAGUUCAAGAUUUACGUCAAUAUUCCGUUUUGGUUACAUUUCUCUUGAUAUGCUCAGUCUGAAUAUCCAAGACAGUGGUGAGUACACAUGCAGAGCGGUGAGCGCAACGGGGGUUGCUGAAACAAAAGCUGUGUUACACGUAACUCCCAGGGCUACUAUCGAAAGAACUAGCCAACACCCAGAAACUCUGCAGUACAUACAACAAUUAGAAGAUUAUUCAAAAUAUCAACACCAAGAAUCUAUCGAAGAACAAACAUCUCAGAGGCCACAAUUUAUAAGACCUCUGCAGGAUCUUGGUGAACUUCAGGAAGGCAGAAAUGCCCAUUUCGAAGCACAACUGACUCCAGUGAGCGACCCCACAAUGAGGGUAGAGUGGUAUAAAGAUGGCAGACCAAUUACAGCUAGCUCGCGAAUCACGUCAAUCUUCAACUUCGGCUACGUCUCCCUUAACAUCAUGCACCUACGGGCUGAAGAUGCAGGUUCGUACACAGUUAGAGCUGUAAAUAAAUUGGGUGAAGCUAUCAGUACCGCUUCUAUUAGAGUCGCAGCGAGGAGUACGGUUACCGCAGAUCUUGGUAUUCCUGAGCAACGUAGAUACAUCGAAAAAACAGAACAAUUAGAAGCUUAUCAACAACAGCAACAUCAAAAAUAUUAUCAAAGUACCAAAGUACACAAACCAGAAUUUAAAACUCCUAUCAAAGACCAAAUCAGCAUCAAAGAAGGAGGAUUCGCUCAUUUCGAAGCCCGGUUAGAACCAAUCGGGGAUUCGACUUUAAGAGUUGAAUGGUUAAAGGAUGGUCGCCCAGUCGAAGCUAGUUCAAGAAUAACGACCUUCUUCAACUUUGGAUAUGUCGCAUUAACUAUCAAAUCAGUUACGGUACACGAUGCAGGUCAUUACACCUGCCGAGCCUACAAUGCUAUCGGUCAAGCAACUACAAGUGCCAACUUAACGAUCGUAACUAAAAAGGAUAUUAUUGCGGAAUCACAGCAUCCUGGUGGACUAGAAAAAAUUCAAUACCUUGAGGACGCUAGUCGCUAUUCAAAGAGAACUGAAGAAGAAGUAAAGAUCACACAAAAGCCUCGGUUCUUAGGACCCCUUAAAGGCACAAAUAAAAUUGUUGAAGGACAAAGUGCUCACUUUGAAGCCAGAGUUGAACCUCAAAGCGAUUUGACGAUGACUGUAGAGUGGUACUUUAAUGGAAAACAGAUUACAAGUGCUAAUCGUAUUCAAACAUAUCAUGAUUUCGGUUAUGUUGCCCUUGACAUCGCAAGCGUUAGGGCUGAGGAUUCUGGCGUUUAUACUGUCGUGGCACGUAAUGCAGCCGGCGAAGCGCAGUUAAGCGCGUCAAUGACAGUCGAAACACGAUCCAGCAUUGAUACAUCUAGUAUUCAUCGUGGUUUAUAUGAAAAGACAAGACACAUUGAAGAAUCCAAAUUUGUAGAGCCUAUGUAUCAGAUUGAGGAAAUAUCCAAGUCAAAACCUGUGUUCGUGCAGCCUCUGUCUAACCCGCCUCCAGUUUCUGAAGGAAAGAACAUUCAUCUUGAAUGCAGACUUGAACCUAUGGGUGAUCCUACAAUGAGAGUAGAGUGGUUCCAUAAUGGUAGAUCAGUCACUGUCGGUUCGCGAUUCAAAACUUAUUACGACUUUGGCUUUGUUGCUCUUGACAUUAUACAUGCAACUUCUGCUGAUACUGGCGAGUAUACAGUGAGGGCUGUAAAUCAUUUAGGAUCUGCUCACACUUCAGCAAUAGUACGAGUUAUCGAGAGAUCAGACAUCGUUACAGACACGCAAAAUGAACAAGCUAUAGAACAAAUUCAAUUAUUAGAAGAUGCUGCUCGAAGAACCAAACAAGUGCGGGAAGACAUAACCGUUAUGCAAGCACCACAGUUUUCAAGAGCACUUCAUAACAUCGAAACUGUUGAAGGUACAAACGUACAUUUGGAAUGUCGUUUGCAACCCGUUGGUGAUCAGACCAUGAGAGUCGAAUGGUUCUGUAACGGAAAACCAAUUAAAACCGGACACCGCUUUAGACCGGCUUACGAAUUUGACUAUGUAGCUCUUGACCUGUUAAGCGUGUAUCCAGAAGACUCUGGUGUUUACACUUGUCAAGCUACAAAUCAACUUGGAGAAGCAGUAACGUCUUGUGCGUUACGUGUAAUUGCUAAAAAGGAUCUAAUUCUUGAGUCACAACAUCCAUCAGGCUUAGAGAAAAUUCAAUAUCUAGAAGACACAUCCCGUUACAAGAAAACUGAUAUAAUUGAUGAGUCAGUGACUAUAAAGCCACGAUUCGUAACACGGCCAAAGUCAAUUGAAAAUGUCAUUGAAGGUCAGCAUGUCCACUUUGAAUGCAAACUUGAACCAGUGACAGAUUCAAAUCUUAAAGUUGAAUGGUUCAAAAACGGUCAACCCGUUACGAUAGGACAUAGAUUCAGACCAAUCCAUGACUUUGGGUACGUGGCCCUUGAUAUCAUUGACUUGAUUGCUGAAGAUUCUGGGAUUUACACUUGUCGUGCUGUUAACCUUGUUGGUACUGAUGAAGUUAGCUGCAGGCUCACAUGUCGCAGUACAACCGACAUCGUCAGAAGCACUCAAAAUGAAGCCGGCUUGGAACAAAUUCAAGUUUUAGAAGAUCGAUCCAAAUAUCACAGAACUGACAUGGUUGAUGAAGUCACAACCCAGGCUCCUAUAUUUACGACAUCGUUGAAGAACGUCGAAAUCAAGGAAGGACAACGCGCUCACUUCGAAUGCAGAUUGAUACCAGUAUCUGAUGCUACAUUGAAAGUAGAAUGGUAUCACAACAAUAAACCUCUGAAAAGCGGCUCGAGAUUUACCGAAACCAACAAUUUUGGUUUCGUCGCUUUAGAUAUCAUGUCUUGCUUGCCAGAGGAUUCAGGUACUUAUACCUGCAGAGCAAUAAACGCUCUUGGGGAAGCCGUAACUUCUGGCAUCGCAAUAGUACAUUCCAAAAAAUCAAUAUAUUUGGAGUCUCAACAUGAAGGAGCUCUUCCAAGGCUUAAUCAAUUGGAAGAUACUUCAAAGUAUCAAAGGCACAGCGCACAAGACGAGGUAAUUACUCAAGCACCUGUGUUCACUAUGCCGAUGAAAGACAUAAGAGUCGCUGAAAACCAAGCAGCUCACUUUGAAGCCAGACUCAUACCUGUUGGCGAUCCAAAACUACGCGUAGAAUGGUUGCGCAAUGGUGUCCCCAUAGAAGCAUCGAACCGUUUGACUACAAUGCACGAUUUUGGGUACGUCGCAUUAAACAUGAAAUACGUAAAUCCUGAAGAUUCUGGCACAUACACGUGUCGGGCUAUAAAUGAGCUGGGUGAAGCCGUAACAUCUUCGACGCUGUUCGUGCAGUCGAAAGCAUCCCUACAGCUCGAAUCACAACACGAAAGCGCUCUUCAGAAAAUUCAACAGCUUGAAGACUCUUCGCGGUAUCAAAGACGAGAGGACGUAGAAGUGGCUGUAAAUCAAGCGCCCAGAUUUAUAACUCAACUAAAUGGACCAACAAAGCUAAGCGAAGGCCAAAGUGCGCAUUACGAAUGUCGUAUCGAACCUUACCCGGAUCCGAAUAUGCGCGUUGAAUGGUAUUUCAACGGCAAAGUACUCCAAAGUGGACACCGCUACCGGACUUCCAAUGACUUCGGCUUUGCAGCACUUGAUAUUCUCACCGUUUAUGGUGAAGAUUCUGGUGAAUACACAUGCAAAGCUAUUAAUAACUUAGGACAAGCUGUUUCUUCCAUUCGGUUGAAUGUACAAUCAAAGGAAUCUAUAAUUAGAGAUUCUCAGCACGAAAGCGCUUUGGAGAAAAUCCAAUACCUUGAAGAUGAUAGCAGAUAUAAACGGGCCGUUCAAGAUGAUAGCUUUGUAGUUGAGAAACCACAGUUCGGCAAACCGAUAAAGAAUGCAGAAGUAACAGAAGGUCACCCAGUGCACCUUGAAGCUACGCUAACGCCAGUCAACGACCCUACCAUGCGAGUCGAAUGGUACUGCAACGGUAGACCUGUACAACAAGGACAUAGAUUUAAGACGACUUAUGAUUUCGGCUAUGUUGCCUUGGACAUUUUGUAUGCAUAUGCAGAAGAUACAGGAACUUACAUGUGUAAAGCGACAAAUGCCGUUGGCGAAGCUGUCACUACCAGCUCAGUAAAAGUAGACGCAAAAUCUGGUCUGUAUCUCGACACGUUGGAUGAACAAAGACUUAAGAAGAUACAAGAGUUGGAGAAAUACGAAAGACCUAAGCCAAUUGAAGAGGAGCAGCCAGGUCAGAGGCCGGUCUUCUUAACUGCUCUGACUAGUCUUGAGAAUCUUAAAGAAGGCGAUCGUGCGCACUUUGAGUGCAGAGUAGAGCCAAUCAACGAUCCUCAUCUGACAAUUGACUGGUUCCAUAAUGGCCAGAAGAUCAGAGCCGGGCAUAGGUACAGAACCACACACGAUUUCGGCUAUGUUGCUCUGGAUAUCUUGUAUACUUAUGCUGAAGAUUCUGGAACAUAUAUGUGCAAAGCUACCAACAAACUCGGUGAAGCUGUCAACACAUGCACGUUGAAGGUUGCAGGACAUAGAAACAUUAUAUUGGACACACAACAUCCUAACGGCUUGGAAAAGAUAAGACAACUUGAAGCUCAAGGUCACUCUACAAGGAUCGAAGUUGAAGAGCCAAAGAUAAGCCCGCCAAGAUUUGUUACGGAGUUACGAGGCACCACACAUGUUUUUGAAGGAAAAACAGCUCAUUUUGAAUGCCAAGUCGAACCAGUACAUGAUCCUAAUCUACGUAUUGAAUUUUAUCACAAUGGCAAGGCCCUGCAAUCUGCCGCACGAUUCCAUAUCACUUUUGAUUUUGGUUACGUGUCAUUGGAUAUUCAACACUGCGUACCUGAAGAUGCAGGAGAAUAUUCGGUUAAGGCAAUUAAUGCUCUAGGACACUGUACAUCAGCAAUCUCCAUGACAGUAACCGCAAAAGGCAGUAUAAUAUCGGAAUCUCAACGUCCAGAAGGUUUAGAGAAAAUCCGAGAAUUGGAAUCAGCUGAACCGUUCAAACGUCCCGAAAUUCCGGAACCAGUUACUAGGCAAAGGCCCGUAUUCACUCAACCGUUACAGAAUAUUGAUAAUAUUCAGGAAGGCCAGACUGCACACUUUGACUGCAGAUUAAUUCCGGUUGGAGAUCCAACUUUGAAAGUUGAAUGGUUCAGAAACGAGAAACUCAUUGAAGACAGUUCCAGAAUCACGAAAACGCACGAUUUCGGUUAUGUAUCCAUGACCAUUUCACACGUACGCGAUGAAAUGGGCGUUUACAUGUGCAGAGCUUCCAACUUACUUGGAGAAGCAGUAACUACGGCUGCAAUGAAAAUCAAAACAAAAGCAGCAAUCCAGUUGGAGACCCAACAUCCCGAAGGAAUGAAGAAAAUUCAGAAACUUGAACAGCCUCAUGAGAGACGUUCAGAAGAGCCAGAUCGCGAGUUCGAAAAACCGAUAUUCACUCAGGUUCUUACUGGGCCAUCCGAACUGUGGGAAGGACAACACGCACAUUAUGAAGCUCGCGUAGUUCCUGUCGGUGACCUAGUUCGGUUUGAAUGGUACAUAAAUGGCGUAGAAUUGAAAAUGGGUUCAAGGUUCCGCACCACUCAUGACUUUGGUUUUGUUACUUUAGACAUUAAUUCAGUCGUGGCAAAUGACGCAGGUUUAUACAUGUGCAAAGCUAUUAAUAGAGCUGGUAGCACAGUUUCUUCGACAUCACUUAAAGUCAAAACUAAAUCUACUAUUAUCGACCAGGCCAUGAGACCCGAGUCGUGGGAACAAAUUCAAUUAAAGGAAGCUGCCAUGAACAAGGUUCCCGAAAUGUUCGUUGACACUGGUGUUCAACAAGCCCCUAUUUUCACUACACAUCUAAAAAGCUACGACAAGCUUGUAGAAGGACAGCACGUGUAUUUGGAAGCUCAGGUAGAACCACGUACUGAUCCAAACCUUAAGAUUGAGUGGUUCAAAAAUGGAGUCACGCUAACUACUGGAGCUCGAUUGAAGAGUACGUUUGACUUUGGUUUAGUUACUCUUUCUAUUAAUAGCUUGCGAAAUGAUGAUUCGGGUAUUUACACAUGUAAAGCAACAAAUCUUUUGGGUGAAGCUGUAUCAACUGCAUCGAUUAAAAUAGAAGAUCGUCAUUGGUUGCUUGGAGAAUCACUUCAUCCGGACUCACUCGAUCGUAUUGGGGCACUUGAGCAGCCCAAGCCUGAAAAACCUGAAGCUCCCGAACCAACUUAUGAAACGCCCGUAUUCAUAUCCCAUUUAAAUAAUAUUGUAUGUAAAGAAGGAGAUAAUAUUCAUUUCGAAUGUAAUGUGGAACCAUCUAGAGAUCCUACUCUUAAAAUCGAGUGGUUCUUUAAUAAUAAACCUCUACCAUCGGGAACUAGGUAUAAGAGUACUCAUGACUUCAGCUAUGUUUCGCUUGAUAUAACGCAUACUUACGAAGAGGAUUCCGGUAUUUACACUUGUAAAGCAACGAACAGCAAGGGCUCAGCUACAACUUCUGGUUCAUUAAGAUGCACGGGUGACAAAACAUUUACUUAUACUCAGCAUCCUCAAGGUAAAGCUGGUUUGGAAGCUGUCGAACAAGCUGAGGAAGCUAGAUUGGCAAAGGGUAGGAGGCCUUCCGUUCCGGAUACAGAAUAUCCAAAACCAGAAUGGAUUAUACCAAUUGCUGCUGAGCAUCAACUAGUAGAAGGCCAAGUACUUCAUUUGGAAGGCCAAGUAGAACCCAAGAAUGAUCCAGAUCUCAAGAUUGAGUGGUAUUUCAAUGGUAAAGUUUUGGAACAAGGUUCCAGAUUCAAACUUACUAGUGAUUUCGGAUUCGUGACGCUAGAUCUCGUGGACGUGUAUGAAAGAGAUAGUGGCAUUUAUACGUGCAAAGCUUACAACAAGAGGGGUGAAGCUUUUACUUCAUCUACUGUAUAUUGCACUAGUAAAGAUAAUCUAAUUGAAAGAACUCAACAUCCGAAAGGAACUGAAGGUUUAGAAAAGAUUCAAAAUUUGGAGGAUUCUCUUCGCAAAGAACCCGGGCAACAGCCUGAUGACGAUACAGGUAGACCACCAGAAUUUACCACCGUUUUCAAAGACAUUGUUGAUAUUAGUGAAGGACAAAUUGCUCACUACGAGGCAUCUUUGAUACCAACUGGCGACCAAAGUAUGGUUAUUGAAUGGUUCUAUAACGGAAAGACCAUUGAAGCUAGUCAUCGCAUCCGCACAGUUUACGCAUUUGGGAUGGUGGUUUUAGAGAUACUAGGAACUAAAACUACUGAUUCUGGAACAUAUUCCUGUCGUGCCACAAAUAAAUGGGGACAAGCUGAAAUAAGCGUGAAACUAGAAUGCGUGGAUAAGAGUAAAGGACAGAAACCUAGAUUCACAACACACAUACAAAACAUUGAAGGUCUAAAAGACGGACAGUCUGCACACUUCGAAUGCACUGUCGUACCAGUCGACGAUCCGGAUAUGAAAAUCGAAUGGUACCACAAUGGUCAACAUAUGCGUCACUCUACAAGAAUCAAAACUGUUUCAGACUUUGGAUUCGUCGUUCUCGACAUAGCUUACACACAGAAUCACGACUCUGGUGAAUAUGUUUGUCGCGCCUACAACAAAUAUGGUGAAGACUUUACUCGUGCCACUAUAAACUGUUAUGGAAAAGGUGGCGUCUACCUGGAAAGCUUACAGCCAGAUUCUUUAGCAAAGAUAAGGGAAUUAGAAAGCUUACAAGGAGCGCAACAACAGACACCAUCAACACCAUCUGCUGAGCCACCUAAGUUCAUAACUCAAAUUCAGGAUGUUACGAAAUUAGUUGAGGGACAGAGUGCUCACUUCGAAGCAAGACUUGUACCAGUAGAUGACCCUGACUUAAAGGUUGAAUGGUUCUAUAAUGGGAAAAAGUUGCCUCAUGGACAUAGGUACAGAACGUUCCAUGACUUUGGUAUUGUAAUUUUGGAUAUUUUAUAUUGUUACGAAGAAAAUUCUGGUGAAUAUGAAUGUGUCGCCACCAAUAAGCUAGGACGUGACUCUACGAAGGCCAAUCUUAAGUGCACAUCAAAAGAAAACUUAAUCCUGGACUCGCAACUUCCGCGGGUGAGGCAUGAAGGUGGAUUGGAAAAACUUCAAACUUUGGAAGAUUCUAUGGUUCGAAGGAAAGAUACAUCUGUAGAAGAAGAAAAGGGCAAAGCUCCAGUGUUUACAGUUCCACUUUCAAACAUAGAAAAUUUGCGAGAAGGCGAAAAUGCUCACUUUGAAGCUAGACUGACACCGACCGAUGAUCCUAACCUAAAAGUUGAAUGGUACUGGAAUGGAAAAUCACUUAAAGCUGGGUCCAGAUUUAGGACAUUCUGCGACUUUGGAUUCGUUAUUCUGGAAAUAUCUCCGACGUAUCCUGAAGAUUCUGGAGAAUAUUUGUGCAGAGCCUACAAUAACUAUGGUGAAGCCGUUACCACGGCUUCUAUGAAGGUACAAGGAAAACGUAAUAUCAUUUUGGAAUCACAGCUGCCGAAGGGAAUGGAAGGGACCAUUGAUAAGAUUGCAGCUUUAGAAGGUUACUCUGGAACCGUAGAUACCUUGACACCAGAAGCUGAAAGUGGAAACCCACCAGAAUUCACAACGACUCCUUCGGACCUAAUUCUUUCCGAAAACUCAUCGGCUCAUUUCGAAUGUCGCUUGAUACCAGUAAACGAUUCGAGUAUGCGUGUUGAAUGGUUCCACAAUGGAAAACCGCUAUUAACCGGAUCUAGGGUUAAGACCAUUAAUGAUUUUGGUUUCGUAAUCUUGGAAAUCGGCGGAGUGUAUCAACGAGAUGCCGGUCUGUACACAUGCAAGGCAACAAAUCGUCACGGUGAAGCAACCGUAUCUUGCAAGUUGCAAGUAAAGGGAAGACAGGGCAUUAUCCUUGAACCUCAGUUGCCUUCACACUUUAAGUCCGGAACUGAGAGUAUCCAGAAACUAGAAGAAACGCUUCACAAACGCGAAGAGAUUACUAUCGAAGACGAAAAACCGAACCCGCCGAGAUUCACGGUAGAGAUAAAAGAUAAUAUCGACGUACCUGAAGGCGGUCCGGUUCACUUCGAUUGUCGUGUUGAACCAGUAGGUGACCCUACCAUGAGGAUUGAUUGGUUCCACAAUGGCAGGCCAUUUGCUACCGGCUCUCGUGUGCACACGCUUAAUGAUUUUGGUUUUAUUGCUUUAGACAUUGAUUACAUUUAUGCUCGUGACGCCGGCGAAUAUACCUGUCGGGCCACAAACAAAUGGGGAUCAGCAACUACUACAGCUAAAAUAACUUGCAGCGCCAAACGCGAUAUCGUUCUAGAGUCACAAUUGCCGCAAGGUAUGAGUGGCGAAAAGAUUAAAGAACUGGAAAGAGGCCGCAUAAGCGAUGCUCCGAAAGAAGAACCGAUCGUUAGUACACCGCCUAAGUUUAUCACGCAAAUCAAAUCGCACACAGUAGAAGAAUCAGAGGGUGUACGAUUUGAGUGUCGCGUCGAACCUAAAGAAGAUCCUAAAUUACGCAUAGAAUGGUACCGCAACGGAAAAUUGUUACCUUCCGGCCAUCGAUAUAGGACGGUAUACGACAUGGGCUUUGUUUCUUUGGACAUCUUGUAUGUUUAUGCUGAAGACUCCGGUGAAUACAUUUGUCGUGCCGUUAACGACUUCGGAGAGGAUUUCACAAAGGCUACAAUUUCGUGCAAGAAAUUACCUGAUAUUAUUCUACAAAAUCAAGUUCCUCGUGGAAUGAAGAGGUCUGAAGCGCUCACACAGAUGGAAGCUACAAUAAAAAAAUAUACAUCUGAAGUUUAUCUGACGGAGGAUGAUCUGUAUGACGUGGAUAAGAAACAACCACCACGCUUCGUUACGCAGAUACAAAGCCAAACCAGUUUGGUAGAAAUGGAAACUACUAAAUUUGAAUGUCAACUGGCGCCAGUAGGAGAUCCUAAUAUGAAAGUCGAAUGGUUCUUUAACGGAAAACCUUUACUACAUAAAAAUCGUUUCACACCCAUUUACGACUUCGGUUACGUUGCUAUGAACUUCGGUUGGGUAUAUCCUGAAGACAGUGGGGAAUACCUUUGCCGCGCUACCAAUCUGUAUGGAAUGGAUGAAACCAAAGCAGUCAUCAAAACAACAGGAAAACCAGGAAUCGUAUACGAUUCACAAUUACCUAAACACAUGAAGAGCAUUGAAAAAAUACGAGAGAUGGAAGCAUCUUGGCAAGUGACGCCCGAGCAAGUAGUGGAAGAAAGUAAGGCGCGCUGCCCACCUGUCUUCGUUAGUCUUCCGGACGCAGUUACGGUAGAAGAAGGAGAAUGGGCUCGUUUCUGCUGUCGCGUAACUGGUCAUCCAAAACCACGAGUGAUGUGGCUCCUAAACGGCAACACCAUCGUCAAUGGAUCAAGAUACAAACUGACUUACGAUGGAAUGUAUCAUUUCGACAUACCAAAGACAAGGCAAUAUGAUACUGGUAAAAUCGAAGUUAUUGCAAGAAGCUCAGCCGGCGAGGCGGCGGCAUCAGCCGAAUUAAAAGUUAUUCCCAGACAUGACGAUUAUCGAGGUGUAUUGAAGAACGCACCACGUCCGUGGUACGAUGAAACGACACAAUAUCAACGCACUGAAACCGAAUUAGAGAAAACAUUUGAGGAGCGUCAAGUACUGCAACGCCAGGGCGUUAUUGAUCACAGACCAGAGUUAAAACCUAAAGUAAUCAAAGAACCAGAAACGGAAUGGCAACAGUCUGUAAAGAGGAAAAAGAAUGAGGAAUAUUACAAUAAACUUCAAGAAUUGGAAAACGAACAGGUCAUCAAGGAGAGUAGGCUGAGAGAAUCGACUCACCAAUACGCUAUUCCCGGUGAUAAAGUUACAAGCAAUACUGUAGCUAAAAGCAUGGCCCAACGAUACGAGGACAACCUUGACCAGACCGAAGAAGUAACGGAACAAAGAGUGCAAAAGAAGGUGACUCAAAAGCCAAGAAUACCGGAUCCUUCGGAAUCGACCGUGCACGGCAAAGAAGUGCACGUUGCGAAACAAAAACAAACUCAGAAAGAGGUCGUCGGGGAUAAAGAAAUAACACGUAAAAUUACUUCUACUGAGACAACGGAGAUCGAGCAUAAAGCUCAAACACAAGAGAGAGUUGUGGAAGGGCCAGUUAAACCUUCGAAACCACCGAUAUUCACUAAGAAAAUGCAGCCCUGCCGUGUGUUUGAACAUGAACAAGCUAGAUUCGAAGUUGAGUUCGAUGGCGAACCCUUGCCUUUGAUUAAAUGGUAUCGGGAGAAUUUCCCUAUUAAAAACUCGCCUGACUUCCAAAUUCAUACAUUUAGUACCAAGUCUAUAUUGAUCAUAAGACAGGUGUUUGUCGAAGAUUCCGCUGUGUUUGCUGCUGUGGCUGAAAAUAGAGGUGGGACUGCUAAAUGCAGCGCUAACUUGGUGGUGGAAGAAAAAAGACGUCAAGGACGUGGAGGGAUCGUUCCUCCUAGUUUUACGUUAACUGCUCAAAACGUUAACGUGACCUCAGGUCAACUUGUGAGGCUUGACACCAAGGUUACCGGAACGAAACCUAUUGACGUUUAUUGGCUGAAAAACGGUAAGAAAGUCCAACCUGAUAUAAGGAACAAGAUUCUAGAAGAAGAUGGAACUUAUACCCUGCUUAUUCUCGAAGCUUACCCGCAAGAUUCUGGUAAAUACGAGUGCGUUGCAAUUAACAGCGCUGGAGAAGCCAGAUGUGAUGCUGAAUGUGUUGUAAGCCUUCCAGCUACCAAGGACAAGCCUAAACCUCAAACGAAAGCAGCAAAUGCCCCACCCGAGAUUAUCGAACCUUUAAAGGACAAAAUUGUCGCUGAAGGACAGGCUAUUGAGUUCAGUUGUAAGAUCGUUGGGAAACCUCUUCCAACAGUACAGUGGUACAAGGGUGAUAAACUGAUUAAACCAUCAAAAUACUUCCAAAUGUCGAGGACCGCUGAUGAAUACACCCUGCGUAUAUCAGAAGCUUUCCCGGAAGACGAAGGGGACUACAAAUGUGUGGCGUAUAACUCGGCUGGUCGUGUGACUGUCGCUGCGAAACUGAAAGUGACACAGCCCGACCAGGCUGAUAAUCUUCCAGCCCUGACACCUCUUCGUGACAUCGUGGUCUACGAGGGCCAACCGGCCCAAUUUAAAACACAGAUCACCAGCAAGAUCAAGCCGACCAUUCAAUGGCUGAGAGAAGGUGCACUAAUACCGGAGACUCCCGAUUUUCAGAUGAUUCACGAAGGCAACAACGCUGUGCUGCUAAUCGGGAACACAUACGAAGAAGACACUGGCACUUUCACAUGCCGCGCUACCACGGCUGCGGGUCAAGUCGAGACUUCGGCAAAACUAGUCGUCAAAAGUAAGACAUAG